AUGGCCAACCACCUCACCAUUGAGGACGCCUUCAGUCUUGAGGUUCGCGCCGAUUACACGAGCAUCAGCGAGCUGGACAACGGCGGCUGCCGCCCGUAUAUCCUCUUCUUCGCCCGCGGCACUAGCCAGGCUGGCAACGUCGGUGACAACCCUGGCCCUGCCCUCAUCGACCUCGUCAAGGCCGGCCUUGGUGCCGCCAACGUCGCCGGUCAGGGUGUCCCCUACUCUGCGUCUCUCCUUGGCAACCUCGCCUCUGGCGGUGCCCCUUCCUCCGAGGCCAAAGCUUUCGCCGACCAGAUCACCGCCGGCGCGGCCAAGUGCCCCAACUCGGCCAUCUUCGUCUCGGGCUACUCGCAAGGCGCCGCCCUCGUCCACCGCGCCGUGUCGCAGCUCUCGACGGCCGUCAAGAACCAGAUCAAGGCGGCCGUCACCUUUGGCGACACCCAGAAGCAGCAGGACGGCGGCAAGAUCCCCAACUUUGACGCCUCCAAGACCCUCAUCAUCUGCCGGUCCGGCGACCUCGUCUGCAGCGGCACCCUCAUCAUCACCACCGCCCACAGCAACUACGCCCCGCUUGCUCCCCAGGGCGCCGACUUCAUCAUCAGCAAGGCAUGA
Messenger RNA from Microdochium trichocladiopsis, 615 nucleotides. RefSeq names its product cutinase. The coding region runs from base 1 to 615 and encodes 204 amino acids. NCBI's taxonomy places the organism in Eukaryota, Fungi, Ascomycota, Sordariomycetes, Xylariales, Microdochiaceae. Gene Ontology annotation, cellular component: extracellular region. Gene Ontology annotation, biological process: carbohydrate catabolic process. The record is from RefSeq and is a predicted model, not a curated record. Gene Ontology annotation, molecular function: cutinase activity. The transcript has 2 exons.